Messenger RNA from Arabidopsis thaliana (thale cress), 919 nucleotides. RefSeq lists its product as uncharacterized. The record is from RefSeq and is marked reviewed. The transcript has 2 exons. Lineage: Eukaryota; Viridiplantae; Streptophyta; Magnoliopsida; Brassicales; Brassicaceae. The coding region runs from base 173 to 415 and encodes 80 amino acids.
UGACCUGAAACGAUGCUUCCACAAGUUUUGUAAGAUUUGCCAACUGCCUUAGGACUUGUGGAGUUACCAUCUUGUUCUUAAACGAAGAGCUUCCCAGAAGGUGAAGAACCACAGGGAACAGGUGUGCAUUAGUCUUUACAGGAGCUCGACUAUUAAGGGGAGAGACAGGUCCAUGGCGUCUUCCUGUCAUCAGUUGUUGGAUAUCAUUGGUUAUUGUAUCCAGCAUGCCCGGUAUUAUGGAGGCGAUUACAUUCACAAAUGCCUCAAGACAUUGUUGCAGAGAAAUGCAACAAAGAGAAGAGCUUUGCCCCUCAGAACUUCUGUUCCUUGCUCUAUGAUGGAGAGUAAACUAGGGAAAAGGUUCUUCUCCUCUGUCAAUGUCACGAGAUGCCUUCCAAAGCUUGUGAAUGUAUGACUUCCAAUCAUAGCCAUGUUCAGAAGAUUUAAGCAGACUUGCUGCUCUCUUGCGCUGCCUUUGACAAAAGAUGAAGCUAUUUCCUUCAAUGAAAGCUUUUCCACGACCGUCUGAAUGCAAGGAGGGUUAAAGCGAGCAAGACGGACUAAACAGGAUCCAGCAGUUUGCCUCAUGCUCUCCUGUUUCCCCGUUGCCUUGUAGAUAUAGCAGAGGUUGCUAAUCAAAUCCUGGCUGGAGAAACGGGUGGCCCAGUAAGCUCCUUGACUGCAGAUGUUUUCUAUUGUCCUUAACGCAUAAACCUGAGUCAGGUCAUCUUCUCCCUUCCGUAAGACAGAUGAUACAAGAGAGAUCAAGGCAUUUGAAACCUAGUUUAAAGAAAGCAAGAAUCUGUUUAGAUAGGAAACAAUGGAAAAAUGGAACAUUCAGAAUAAGCAAUGGACUUUGGUCCGCUAGAAAUACACCAUAAACAUUAAAAGCCAAAUGAUCCACAUUUAAAAGUAAUAA